GAGCGCGUGCGAGCCUGUGUGCGCGCUGUCACAGACUGAGAGAGCGAGACACAAAAUCAAGAUUUUGGUUCCCAGAGGGUGCUAUGGCAACCUUCCAGGAGUUCAUCCAGCAGAACGAGGACAGGGAUGGUGUCCGUUUUAGUUGGAACGUUUGGCCAUCCAGUCGUCUGGAAGCCACGCGCAUGGUGGUUCCAGUGGCCUCGCUGUUCACCCCCCUAAAAGAGCGUCCGGAUCUUCCCCCGAUUCAAUACGAGCCUGUGCUGUGUAGUCGGGCCACGUGCCGAGCUGUUCUCAAUCCUCUGUGUCAAGUGGAUUACAGAGCAAAACUGUGGGCAUGCAACUUCUGUUAUCAGAGAAAUCAGUUUCCACCAACUUAUGCUGGGAUAUCGGAGGUGAACCAGCCUGCUGAGUUGCUUCCACAAUUUUCCACAAUUGAAUAUGUUGUCCAGCGUGGUCCACAGAUGCCCCUUAACUUCCUGUAUGUGGUGGACACAUGUGUGGAAGAUGAGGAUCUACAGGCCCUGAAGGAGUCUCUUCAGAUGUCUCUCAGCCUGCUUCCUCCCACUGCCCUGGUGGGCCUAAUUACAUUUGGACGCAUGGUCCAAGUUCAUGAGCUGGGCUGUGAAGGCAUCUCUAAAAGCUACGUCUUUAGGGGCACCAAAGAUCUCAGCGCUAAGCAGCUGCAGGAGAUGCUUGGGUUGACAAAACCAACUGCAGCACAGGCAGGCCGAGGGCCACAGCAGCCUCAAGCUCCUCCUUCAAACAGGUUCCUUCAGCCUGUACAGAAGAUAGAUAUGAAUCUGACAGAUUUACUGGGAGAGCUGCAAAAAGACCCCUGGCCUGUCACUCAAGGCAAAAGACCUCUGAGGUCACUCGGAGUGGCUCUUUCCAUUGCAGUUGGAUUAUUGGAGUGCACUUUCCCUAACACCGGUGCUCGCAUCAUGGCUUUCAUUGGGGGUCCAGCCACGCAGGGUCCAGGCAUGGUGGUAGGAGAUGAACUGAAAACACCUAUUAGAUCCUGGCACGACAUCGAGAAAGACAAUGCCAAGUUCAUGAAGAAAGCCACUAAACACUAUGAAGCCUUGGCCAACCGAGCUGCUGCCAAUGGACACAUCAUUGAUAUUUAUGCAUGCGCCCUAGACCAGACAGGAUUACUAGAAAUGAAGUGCUGCACCAACUACACAGGGGGUUAUAUGGUGAUGGCAGACUCUUUCAACACAUCCCUGUUUAAGCAAACUUUCCAGAGAGUUUUCACCAAGGAUGUGCAAGCCGCCUUUAAAAUGGCAUUGGCAGGGACUCUGGAGAUUAAGACUUCAAGAGAGAUUAAGAUUUCUGGAGCAAUCGGCCCUUGUGUCUCACUGAAUGCUAAAGGUCCUUGUGUGUCAGAAAAUGAAAUUGGAACGGGAGGCACAAGUCAGUGGAAGAUUUGUGGACUGGACCCAAAUACUACUCUUGCAUUCUACUUUGAGGUUGUGAAUCAGCACAACGCUCCCAUCCCACAGGGUGGCCGUGGAGCCAUACAGUACGUAACACAAUAUCAGCACUCUAGUGGGCAAAGACGCAUCAGAGUAACCACAAUUGCAAGGAACUGGGCUGAUGCUCAAACUCAGAUACAGAGCAUCGCUGCGUCUUUUGACCAGGAGGCCUCUGCUAUCCUAAUGGCCCGUCUGGCCAUCUACAGGGCUGAGACGGAGGAGGGGCCAGAUGUUUUGCGGUGGCUUGACCGACAGCUCAUCCGCUUGUGCCAGAAAUUUGGUGAUUAUCAUAAGGAUGAUCCCAAUUCGUUCCGUUUCUCCGAGACGUUCUCGUUGUAUCCUCAGUUCAUGUUCCAUCUGAGAAGAUCUCCAUUCCUGCAAGUGUUCAACAACAGUCCUGAUGAAAGCACCUACUACAGACACCAGUUCAUGAGGCAGGACCUGACACAGUCUCUCAUAAUGAUACAGCCCAUCCUGUAUGCAUACUCAUUCAGUGGCCCACCAGAGCCUGUGUUGUUGGACAGCAGCAGUAUAUUGCCCGACCGUAUCCUCCUCAUGGACACUUUCUUCCAGAUUCUGAUCUACCACGGAGAGACGGUGUCUCAGUGGCGUAAAGCAGGAUACCAGGACAUGCCCGAAUAUGAGAACUUCCGCCAUCUGCUGCAGGCUCCAGUGGACGAUGCCCAAGAGAUUCUACAAUCCCGUUUCCCCAUGCCACGCUAUAUAGACACAGAGCAUGGAGGCAGCCAGGCCCGUUUCCUCCUCUCCAAAGUGAAUCCAUCUCAGACACAUAACAACAUGUAUGCAUGGGGGCAGGAGUCUGGCGCACCCAUUCUGACAGACGACGUGAGUCUUCAGGUCUUCAUGGAUCAUUUGAAAAAGCUGGCAGUGUCCAGCGCUGCCUAAGAGUCCUGAGACUCCACUCAUCAGUCACAUUGUCCCUCUUCUAAAGCCCAGAAACACAAAUCCAGUGAAGUCACAUAAGCCCGGUCCUCCGUUUUCCCCAUUUAUAUUGUGCAUAUAUAGAUCCCAGGUCUUUUAAAAAGAUAGUCCAGUUGAUCGCAAAGUUAAAUUUCAUUCUUUAAUAAUAUAUUAUGAAAAUAAAAAAGGCAAACGCCACACCCUCAUUAACACUAAAUGUUGAAUAUGCAUCAGGAUGAGACAUUGGUUACUGUUUUAAUCAAAAUAAAUAUAUUUAGCUAUGUAAUUGUUGUGGCCACAUAUUUAAAGGAAUAGUACACCUACUAACAGAAAUUCUGUCAUUAUUUACUCACAAUCAUGUCGUUCCAAACUUGUAUGCUGUUAUUUUUUCUGUGGAUUUUUGAAGAAUCGUUAUGCACCUGCCAUGCAACAACAGUUCAUAGCGGCCUGGGCCUGUCAAUUUCCGAAAACCCACCAAAAAGCACCAUUUACGAUCAUGAAAGUAGUCCACAUGACUCAUAUGCAAUGUUCUGAGUCUCUUGAAGCCAUAUGAUUGGUUUGGGUGAGGAAAAGCAUGAAGUUUAAGUCAUUUUUUCAUUGGUAAUGUUGCCCUCCCCUAGACUGUGUUCAUAUCCAGAAUUAAAAAAUGGCAUGUAGUUGUUUACUUCAUGCUGAAGAUCCAAUAACUUUUUGACGUCGGUGAUGUUGAUGCAGCAUUUUUUAAUCUGGAUACCGAUGCGGACUAGAUGCGAACUUCACUGGUAGUUAAAAUCAUCGGCGAAUAACAACUUGAAUUUCAAUCUGUUCCUCACACAAAGCUAUUGUAUGGCUCUAGAAGACUUGGAAUUUAGUGCACAAGUCUUAUGGAAUACUUUCAUUGUUUUUUGGCCUGUUAUUGAAUGGCAAAAGCUGCUUAAAGAUUCUUAGAAUUUUUUAUUUUUGUGUUGUACGGCCAAAAUAACAGCAUAUGGGUUUGGAACAACAUAAAGGUGAGUAAAUACUGACAGAAUUUUUAAUUUUUUGGGUGAAUUAUCCCUUUAAAUCUGAUGUUUACAUUUAUAAAUCUCUGUGAUGAAACCUCAUGUUGAACGGAAGGAGGAAACUAGGUUUUUCUGUAGCACACCUGCAGCAGACAUUUUUGUUUGCCUUGUCGAGGAAGGUAAAAGCAGUUGCCAUUGUAGCCAAUUACGCAUGAGGGCUUCAACGCUGCCUCUUGCCAACAGCGCAGAACAAAGGCUUAUUUUUAGACCCCAUUCGCAUCUCGUCACCGUUGAUGCUUUCUGAUUCAGCAAUGGGUUGAGAGCCCUAUUCCAAGCACAGACUUGCGGAAUGUGAAAGCUGCCUUUUUUCAUCUGUUGCUCUGAUAUUUAUAAGCCAUUUCUUGCAGUAUUGUAUGUUUUGUUUCUAAUAAAACCCGGCUUGAUCACCCCA
Molecule: messenger RNA, 3827 nt
Organism: Myxocyprinus asiaticus (Chinese sucker)
Lineage: Eukaryota; Metazoa; Chordata; Actinopteri; Cypriniformes; Catostomidae
Gene: sec23a
Product: Sec23 homolog A, coat complex II component
Exons: 20
Coding region: 84-2381 (765 amino acids)
Biological process (GO): COPII-coated vesicle cargo loading; endoplasmic reticulum to Golgi vesicle-mediated transport; intracellular protein transport
Cellular component (GO): endoplasmic reticulum exit site; COPII vesicle coat
Molecular function (GO): GTPase activator activity; zinc ion binding
Source: RefSeq, a predicted model, not a curated record